Molecule: messenger RNA, 930 nt
Organism: Mycena citricolor
Lineage: Eukaryota; Fungi; Basidiomycota; Agaricomycetes; Agaricales; Mycenaceae
Source: the annotation of a GenBank genome assembly
GAGCUUUCAAGUGUGAUCGGCAAACUCCGAAAUGUUGUCUUGCCGCCUACUUCCACGAACGGCGCCAUGCUUCCGCAGGUCCCCCACACCGAUUUGUCCCAUUUCAUGGAACCGAUACUUCUCAAGCCAAACGCCUCGGCUUGGCCUGAAAUUCAAAAGUAGAGCCGAAGUACACAAGGAGCGAAACAGAAAUCUGCUCAUGUAUAGCAGCGCGGUUAUAAUUGCGACUCUGGGUGUGACAUACGCAGCUGUUCCUCUCUACCGAAUGUUCUGUGCCGCGACAGGCUUCGCGGGGACGCCCAACGUCGGUACUGGGCGUUUCGAGGCUGAACGGCUGGUCCCCGUUGAAAACGUCGGCCGGAUCAAGGUCCACUUCAACGCAGACCGCGCGGAGGCACUUCCUUGGACAUUCACUCCGCAGCAACGAUUCGUGAACGUGUUGCCUGGCGAGACGAGUCUGGCCUUCUAUACUGCCAAAAACACGUCGGACAAGGACAUCAUUGGCAUUGCCACAUAUAAUGUCACGCCAGACAGGGUCGCGCCGUAUUUCUCGAAAGUAGAGUGCUUUUGUUUCGAGGAACAGAAAUUGCUUGCUGGUGAAGAGGUGGACAUGCCACUUCUCUUCUUCAUAGACAAAGACAUUCUUGAAGACCCCUCCUGCCGCAACGUGGAUAAUGUCGUGCUGUCGUACACUUUCUUCCGAGCCAGACGGAAUCAACAAGGCCACCUGGAGCCGGAUGCCACCGAGGACCAAGUCCAGAAGUCGCUGGGGUUCGAAGACUACGAGCAUGCCUCCAAGGCUCACAUGCAGAAAACGGGAGAUAGCCCGAAACUAUAGAGGAAUCGUCUCUCGACCAGAGCAUGAAUGUAAGCAAAUGCCGGUAGAAUACUUGCCAUGAAAUAAGCAAUCACCCUUCUUGUCCUCUCAAA